Molecule: messenger RNA, 2017 nt
Organism: Dissoconium aciculare CBS 342.82
Lineage: Eukaryota; Fungi; Ascomycota; Dothideomycetes; Mycosphaerellales; Dissoconiaceae
Product: putative P450 monooxygenase
Exons: 2
Coding region: 110-1786 (558 amino acids)
Molecular function (GO): iron ion binding; monooxygenase activity; heme binding
Source: RefSeq, a predicted model, not a curated record
CAAGAUAUGUAGGUACUCGUUCGUUUCCUUUUUCCAAUUCCGAAAAACAUAUUCCCACAUGAGUACGCCUAUUCGUGGUAUCUAUCAUCGGUGAGCUCGCCUACAGGCAAUGAUGCUGUCAACAUUUGACGUCACCAGCCUCGCGGCAGCGUCAAGGCUGUUUUUGGACUUUUGUCACGACUUUCCGCUCCUGGUUGCCGGUGGAAUCUGCGGCGCCGGGCUCGCGUUCUACGUGACAUACCAGCUCUUUUUCCAUCCCCUCAGUCAGUACCCCGGGCCAUUGCUCGGGCGACUGACCCAGUGGUACGACGUAUAUCAUGCCUACAUCGGAGACAAGCACAUCCUCUUCCAGCGCUUACAUCAGGAGUACGGCACUGUAGUCCGCUUCUCUCCCGGCUCUUUAUCGAUCAACGACCCAGACGCGCUGAAGAUCAUCUACUCUCAUGGUGCCAAUGUCCAAAAAUCGGUGUUCUACAAAUGUUUUCGUGCGGCGCCUACUGCUAUCAGCACCCUGCUCGCGACGGAAAAGCACCAACAUGCGCGCAAGCGUCGCGUCAUGGGCCAGGCCUUCUCCGAUCAGGCAAUUCGUGGUUUUGAGCAAUACGUCCUGAGCCAUGUUGAAGAUCUUGUGGAACGCAUCGGCGCCACUUUGGACCAGAGUAAGAAAACCGAGAACCCGUGGAGUACGCCUUUAGACAUGGCUGCGUGGUGCAAUUGGCUUGUGUUUGACAUCAUGGGCGACUUGGUCUUCGGUCGAUCGUUCGGGACUCUCGGAGAUCGGCCUGAAAAUCGCAACGGCAUCUAUCUUCUCGGUCGUGCAGCCCGGCGAAACUACGUGGUGGCGGCUAUGCCCAUGCUGCUAUAUACCGGUGCCGAAAAGAUCCUGCCAAUCUUAAGAGGCUUGUACGCCGAUCGAUCGAAGUAUCUCGCGUUCGGAAAGCGCCAGGUCAUGGAGCGCACGAAAGACAGCAAAGCAUCAGGAUCCCCGCGCUUGGAAAGUGGUCGCCGCGAUAUCUUCUCCUUCUUACUAAACGCCAAGGACCCUGAAUCUGGACAAGGUUUCCAUCAGAAUGAAUUGUGGAUGGAAGGCAACACGCUGAUUGUUGCAGGAAGCGAUACCACGUCGACCACACUGGCUGCUGCGCUACAUUACUUACUUCAUAAUGAUCACUGCCUUGAGCGCCUCCAGUCUGAAUUGCGUAAAACAUUUCAUUCCGCCAGUGAGAUCCAGAUGGGCGCUCAGCUGAGAAGCUGUUCAUAUCUCCGCGCGUGUAUCGACGAAACGAUGCGAAUGAGCCCGGCCGUCGGCGGACUUCUGCCUCGAGAGGUUCUCAAGGGAGGACUCGCCAUUCCAUCACUCGGACUGAAGAUCCCAGCCGGUGUAGAUGUCGGCGUUCCAAUCUAUGCCAUCCACCACCACGCGGACUACAUCGUUGAACCAUUCAAGUUCGAUCCUGAGCGCUGGCUGACCGGAGAAACAGAAGCGGAAGCAUCCAGACAUCCACAGGAUCGAGAUGCCCUCAACGCCGUGUUCAACCCAUUCAGCAUCGGCCACAGGGCAUGUCUUGGCAAGCCCUUGGUGUACAUGGAGCUCUCCAUCGCAUUGGCCCGAAUUCUAUGGGAAUUCGACAUGCGACUGGCAGCCGAUCAGCAUGUUAGCCCAUUUGUUGGUCGUGAUCUUAGUCAGGGACUGCGACAACCUGGUGAGUAUCAACUCUUGGAUUGGUUCAUGAGCCGCAACGAGGGCCCUUGGGCUGAGAUCCGUCGACGUGACGGAGCACGAUGAUGGUCAGCUCUGGGACAACUAGAGCGAGGAAGGGAGAUCGAGCUAUGUUUAUGCAUGACGAUGAUGGAGGAACGGCCGGGCUCAACUUGAAAAUAGAGAUGAAGGAUUAUCGAAAAGGCUGGCAGAGAUCGAUGUGAAUAGGUCGUCAUUAUACCCCCGUAGUGUAGAAGAGAGACGAAGCCUGUCCGUCUUCCUAUUGGAAAUCCAUAUGUUCUGUACCCGUGUCCCACC